Molecule: messenger RNA, 1999 nt
Organism: Apus apus (common swift)
Lineage: Eukaryota; Metazoa; Chordata; Aves; Apodiformes; Apodidae
Gene: PAQR9
Product: progestin and adipoQ receptor family member 9
Exons: 3
Coding region: 254-1516 (420 amino acids)
Cellular component (GO): membrane
Molecular function (GO): signaling receptor activity
Source: RefSeq, a predicted model, not a curated record
CCUCGCUGCGGGGCGGCUCGGCCGGGGCUGCCGCGGGGCUCUCCCGGGCCCGGCCCCGCGCUGCGGCCGCAUCAAUCAUUAACGGCGGCUCGGGUGUCCAGCACCUCCCUCCCCGGGAAACCCUACCCGGAGCGGCGGGGGCGUCUCUCCCCGCUCGCCGGGAGCGCUGGAUGCGCCGCCGGUUUCCAGUUACCGCGAUGCCGGGCGGCGGGGCGGGAGGAGCCGCGGCGGUGCCGCCACUGCCCCUGCUGCAAUGAGUGAUGCUGCCGGGGGCGGCGGAGGAGGAGAAGCGCAGAGCCACCGCGGCUCCUCCGCCCGCGGCUGCGGGAGCAGCGCCUCUACCUCGCCCGGGCGGCGGGGCGCGGUGGCGGCCGGAGGGCCCGGGGCUGGCAGGGGCGGCAGCAGGAGCACCAGGAGCAGCAGCACCAGCAGCAGCACCAGCAGCAGCAGCAUGCCGGCGGGCGAGGGGGACAAGGAGGAGGCGACGGCGCCUCCUCGCCCCGCCGCCUUGCUGCGGUGGGACGAGGUGCCCGAGGACUUCGUGGAGUGCUUCAUCCUCUCGGGCUACCGGCGGCUACACUGCUCGGCGCAGGAGUGCCUGGCCUCGGUGCUGCAGCCCACCAACGAGACCCUCAACUUCUGGACCCACUUCAUCCCGCUGCUGCUCUUCCUCAGCCGCUUCGGGCGGCUGCUGCUGCUGCGGGGCGCCGGGGACGUGCCCUUCCACCACCCGGCCCUGCUGCCCCUCUGGUGCUACGCCUCGGGGGUGCUGCUCACCUUCGCUAUGAGCUGCACAGCCCACCUCUUCAGCUGCCUCUCCCCGCGCCUCCGCGCCGCCUUCUUCUACCUGGACUAUGCCUCCAUCAGCUACUACGGCUUCGCCAGCACCGUGGCCUACUCCUACUACCUGCUGCCAGGGCUGAGCCUGCUGGACGCCAGUGCCAUGAGCCACUACGUGCAGCAGCAGCUGGGCUGGCAGCUGGACUGCAGCCUGCCCAUCGCGGCCUACCGCGCCCUGGUGCUGCCCGUGGCCCUGGCGCUGGCCGUCACCUGCACGGCCGCCUGCUGCCGCAGCCGCGCCGCCUGCUGCGCCUACCCCUUCGCCGUGCGCACCUUCGUCUUCGCCAUGCCGCUGAGCAUGGCCUGCCCCAUCAUGCUGGAGAGCCUGUUCUUUGACCUGCGCACCCGCAACCCCACGCUCUUCGUCUACUUCUACCGGCGCUACUUCUGGCUGCUGGUGGCCGCCUUCUUCAACGUCAGCAAAAUCCCUGAGCGGAUCCAGCCAGGGCUCUUCGACAUCGUGGGGCACAGCCACCAGCUUUUCCACAUCUUCACCUUCCUCAGCAUCUAUGACCAGGUGCACUACGUGGAGGAUGGGCUCGCUGAAUUCCUCAAGGCACCUCUGGCUGCCCCCACCUACUUAGGUACAGUGGGGUAUAUGCUGCUCCUCAUGCUCUGCCUGGCCGUGGUUGUCAGGAGGUUCCUCAACGUCACAGACCUCUGCAAGCAGGACUAGUUGGGACAGCAACCAUCACACCAGCAGCCCUUGGGCUGGAGACCCUCAGGCCGAUGAUCUUCAGACCGGUGAUCCUCAGACUGGCCCCACCAUGUCCUGAAGAUGCUGUGAAACCUGGGGGAAACGCACCUGUGGAAGAGCCACGUCCCUUUUGCGAAGGGUUGCCAGAGAAAAUGACCCUGGUGGAACUGCUCGUGGUCUUUAAACUACUAGGUUACCAGGGGAAGCAAGCAAACGCUUACUGCUCUCUAGAUAAGAAUACAUUUACUGACACUUGAUGAUGCCCUGCCCUGUGCUGCAGCUCGGAAGGUGCCCUGCAGAGGCUCAAGUGCUUUGCUCCUCUCUGCUGCUGCAAGAUCUGGCUGUGGGACCACCUGAGUCACAGCCACUGAUGGAAACCAGCCAGAUGUCUCUGGUUUAGUUCACGGGUGAAUUCUAUCGACAUAAUUUACAUUUGGUAAAUAAAGUUUAAUUUAGAUUGGG